UACCUUGAUACUCCAACUAUGCUGGUUUUGUUUAUACACUAAGUCUCUGAAGUCUGAUCAUUUCAAUGUCAACAAUACUGGCGGUCGUGGGUUAAUUGACAAAGUUCGUACACGAUAGGUCAGGCAAGGGUUGAUGAAAAUUCAGUGAAGUGGUUCUAAUUCAGCAACCGGUAUCUAUUUUGAGUACUUCAUCUCACGGUCAACCUUUGGUCGCAGCCUCAAUGGUUUGAGAACACACUGGGGCCAGGACUUCUCGCCUGCACAAGCGAGCAGCAUACUACUAGUUGUGCAACUAAAGUACGUGUUUUUAGGCAACAUUUUUUGAAUUUUGUGGCGAAUAGGUCCAAGGAGUAGUACCUCCGUAUCAAACAAUGUCAGUGUUGCUGGCUGUAUUGGCACUCGUAUUAUCGGGUUUCAUACUGUCCAUGUGGAGCCUGCGGAGGUACAUCGCAGGCGGAUGGUGCUACAGUCGAGCCCGUCUAGACGGUAAGACGGUCAUCAUCACGGGGGCAAAUGCCGGCAUAGGCAAGGAAACGGCCCGUGAUCUCGCUCGAAGAGGAGCACGUGUCAUUAUGGCUUGUCGCGACGUGUCGAAGGCUACAUCAGCCAGAGAAGACAUCCGAGGAACAACUUCAAGAGGUCAGCUGGUGGUGCGGCAGCUCGACCUGGCCUCUCUGGCCUCCGUGAGGGCGUUCGCAGACAAGAUCAAGGAGGAGGAGCCCAGACUGCAUGUCCUGAUCAACAGCGCAGGUGUGAUGAUGUGUCCUCGGCAGUUAACGGAAGAUGGGUUCGAGAUGCAUUUCGGCGUCAACCACUUAGGCCAUUUUCUCCUGACCAACCUCCUGUUGGACCUCCUCAAGUCGUCCAGCCCCGCCCGCGUGGUUAACGUGUCCUCCAUAGCCCACGGCAGCGGCAAAAUCCACUGGGACGACGUGAACAUGACCAACACUUACGACCGCUUCGACGCCUACGGCCAGAGCAAGUUGGCCAACAUGCUGUUCACCCGGGAACUGAGCAAACGACUCGAAGGUACGGGAGUGACAGCCAACUGUCUUCACCCUGGCGUUGUCCAGACGCAACUCUUCCGCCACAUACAGGCCGAGAAACCGGACGGAGUGGUGGGGCUGGCCAUGUCGCUCAUCAACCUCGCGCCGGGCUUCUUCUUCAAGAGCGCCAUUGAGGGCGCCCAGACUUCCAUCUACAGCGCCGUGGCCGAGGAACUGACCGAAAUCUCCGGGAUGUACUUUGCUGACUGUGCACCAAGGAUGCCAUCCGCCGUAGCGCUGAACGAGGAGGAGGCCCGCAAGUUGUGGACCCUGAGUGCCCGCCUCGUCGGCUUGGAAAAAAGGGUGGAGUGGAAGAAGGACUCGUCUUCUCACUGCCCCAAAGAAUGAGCUUCCACACCGUACCCCCUGAGCCAUUUCUCCCCACACCUGGACCACAGACAAUGUGUUCAGUUUUAAAGGGUGCGCUCUUUGUAGUACAGAAUUUCCUGGAACAAAGACACGUUUUCCGUCACUGCGUGGCACCCUCAGAGCCGUAUUUUUUUUAACAUUACUAAAUCAAGCUAAGCCAUUUUGAGGCAAUUUCCAAAAAGGCUAGCCUGUUGGAGGACACCACAGUAAUAGUAUUGUCAACUGUAGUCUGAUUGUUGGGAAACAUGACCCUAUAAGCGAAAUAUUAUUGACCUGCAAAACAUUUCUCUAGUUAUUUUGCAUCAGCGAUUGUUGUAAAAAACUCCCUCACAGGAUAGUUAACUAGGAAUCUGCAAAGGGGUAAUAGCUGAAACGUGAUUCCUUCAGAUGCUCGUUUCUACCUUUCAAAGUUUCAUAAUAAGCAUUUCGAUUUAGGCCUAUCAGAGCACAAAAUGCUCUUACACUCGUCUUUGUUUCGCUGAUGCAGUUUGCAAGUAUGCAGUUUGGAUUCGCUCUCAUUCCAUUAACAAUGCGCGGCAGGUUUAGAGGUUUUUAAUGGCAAUAAAGGAUUUUCGGCUGUUCAUGGCCAAUGCCCAAGUCCUUCUAAAGGGACACAUUGCUAACCAAGGACAUUAUCGACCAUUUCAUUUCGAUAAAUAAAAUUGAUUCCCUGGCAAGAAUCGAUUCCUAGUUUCUCACCCCCAUCCACAGAUCGGUUAUGCCUCGUCGAACACCAAUGACCCAUUAUUGGUAAUAUCACGCUUCCAUGGGAGGAUUAAAUCGACGGACGACUGCUCAUUUUCCGGUUACAGUUUAGACUGGCAAGAAUUCUCUCGGGGCGGACGCAGGACGGAGAUCCAGUCAUAGUUUAUCGCAGUUUUGGUUAAUAACAAAUCGAUCCCGAUAUAUAGACAGUUCGGGUACGACAGUGUUUAUCUUUCCUAAGCAACCAAUGACCGUAAGCUUAGCUGAAUUACAAAGAAUCCGGCAUUUAAAGGAGUCUCUAUGCUCCAGCCACUCGUAAGAAAGUGCCGUAGAGAGACAUGUUCUCGUUUCUUACUGACAGCACUGCGCACCGCGAAGUAUUACAAGUGGCUGUUCCCAAAGAUAGUGAGGUGGAACGCGCAGACAAUGAAAUCAAAACUGAGUCACUAUAAACAGGCGAAUGCAUAAUUUUAUCAUUAUAGGAGACCGAUUUGACCGAAUGGGAGAAGACAUGGAAAAUUAGGUUUCAUCAGUCCAAUGUAUUAUCUUUCCUAUGACCAUUUCAAGGCGCUGUCUCACAGGAGAUACGUGUUUCGUGUACCGUACGCACAAGGGUACAAUGAGCUGGUGAGUGGAUGACAAUGUUGAGACGUAUCUUCAAAGCGACUGAAACAAGUCUAGACUUGGUUCUAUACUAAAGCAGCUAUAACUUGGUAGCCUUGGCGAAACAAGUAGGACUGAUGAAGGGAUAAUAGCUAAUCUCGUGCAUUGUCUUUAAUCAUUAAUAAACAAGCAGUAGCUUCUUUCCAAGAACGAUUCACUGUGCCAGGAAAAAACUCAAGCAAUCGAGGAUCUUGGUAUUAGGUGGGGUUAUUUGGUGUCAAGUUAACGUGGGUAUCUUGUCCUCACGAGGACACUUAAGGUCUUUGUACAAAGUCUUGAUUUCAAGAAGCUGUAUUAGAUUGGGGAUCGUACAUUGUUUUCUUCAGCAAAGACAAGGGACUACCUGAUGCUUUUUGCUGCUUUGUUAAACUAGAAAAAUAAAGCGUCCGAGGUGAUAUU
Acanthaster planci (crown-of-thorns starfish) is the source of this 3182-nucleotide messenger RNA. Its product is annotated as retinol dehydrogenase 12-like. The record is from RefSeq and is a predicted model, not a curated record. Lineage: Eukaryota; Metazoa; Echinodermata; Asteroidea; Valvatida; Acanthasteridae.